This is a messenger RNA of Apiotrichum porosum, 1617 nucleotides long. RefSeq names its product Glycerol kinase. Gene Ontology annotation, biological process: triglyceride metabolic process; glycerol-3-phosphate biosynthetic process; glycerol metabolic process. Gene Ontology annotation, cellular component: mitochondrion. Gene Ontology annotation, molecular function: glycerol kinase activity. The transcript is spliced from 5 exons. The record is from RefSeq and is a predicted model, not a curated record. Bases 1 to 1617 code for a protein of 538 amino acids. Lineage: Eukaryota; Fungi; Basidiomycota; Tremellomycetes; Trichosporonales; Trichosporonaceae.
AUGACCGUCACCAAGAAGGAGUACAUCCUCGCCGUCGACGUGGGAACGACCUCGACGCGCGCCAUUCUCUUCGACGAGACGGCUGAGGCCAUCACCACCUCGCAGACUGAGUACGACCAGAUCUACCCCCACCCAGGCUGGCACGAACAGCGCCUCGACGACCUAAUCGGCACAGUCAACGCUUGCCUCGAAGGCGUCGCUGAGAAGCUUCCGGGCCUCGGCAUUAGCAAGAGCGACAUCCCGGUGAUCAGUAUCACCAACCAGCGUGAAACCGCAUGUGUUUGGUCCAGGAGCACUGGCAAGCAGCUCUUCAACGCGAUCGCUUGGCCCGACACUCGCAACACUGUGACUGUCAGGCAGCUCUCGUACAAGUCGCCCAAGGGCCUUGACGCGCUCAAGGAGAAGACAGGUCUCCCGCUUUCAACCUACUUCUCCGGCACCAAGCUCCGCUGGAUGCUCGACCACAUUGCCGAGGUCCAGGAGGCUCACGAGAAGGACGACCUCAUGUUUGGCACGGUGGAAUCAUGGGUGCUGUGGAACCUCACGGGAGGCCUCGACGGCGGUCUCCACUAUACCGACAUUACGAACGCUUCGCGCACAAUGUUCAUGUCGCUCAAGGAGUUGGCCUGGGACAAGGACUGCCUCGAGUUCUUUGGCGUCAAGGAGUCGUGUCUUCCUAAGAUUGUCUCGAACGCCGAGGUGUACGGCAAGAUCAAGUCUGGCCCAUUCGCCGGCACCCCCAUCGCAGGCAUGAUUGGUGACCAGCAAGCUGCCCUCGUCGGUAACAAGUGCAUUGAGCUUGGCUCUGCAAAGAACACGUAUGGUACUGGUGCCUUCAUGCUCUUCAACACCGGCGAGGAGAUUGUCCCCUCCAACUACGGUCUUCUUACGACUACUGGCUACCGUGCUGGUCCCAAGGCCACCCCUGUCUACGCUCUCGAAGGAUCGAUCGCUGUUGCCGGUUCGUCUGUCAAGUGGCUGCGUGACCAGAUGGGCCUCAUCCAGGAGACGACCGAGAUCAAUGGGCUGGCCGAAAAGGUCAAGGACACUGGUGGCAUGUACUUUGUCCCCGCGUUCUCUGGCCUCUUUGCUCCCUACUGGGAUGACACUGCGGCCGGCACCGUCGUCGGCAUGACUGCCUACACCAACAAGAGCCAUAUGGCACGUGCUACUCUCGAGGCUACUUGCUUCCAGACCCGUGCCAUUCUGGAGGCCAUGGCCAAGGACUCCAAGAAGCGUCUUCAGGUCCUUCGCGUCGAUGGUGGAAUGACCAACAGCGACAUCUGCAUGCAGCUUCAGGCGGACAUUCUGGGCAUCGAGGUUGAGCGCCCCGUCAUGCGCGAGUCGACUGCCCUCGGCUCGGCCAUUUGCGCCGGUGUCGCCAUGGGCCUGUUCGGCUGGGACCUCUCAAAGCCCGAGACACUCGCCAAGGUCAACGUCACCGGCAAGACCACGUUCAAGCCCGAGAACGACGAGGCCGACCGCGCCAAGCGUUGGAAGGGAUGGGAGAAGGCUGUCUCGCGUGCCCGUCACUGGAACGACGAAACUGGCCUGGUUUCCCGUACACCGGGUGCGUUUGAGUCCGACGAGCUUCAGGUCCCGCCCAACAAGUACUGA